Messenger RNA from Gloeophyllum trabeum ATCC 11539, 951 nucleotides. Its product is annotated as alpha/beta-hydrolase. NCBI's taxonomy places the organism in Eukaryota, Fungi, Basidiomycota, Agaricomycetes, Gloeophyllales, Gloeophyllaceae. The record is from RefSeq and is a predicted model, not a curated record. The transcript has 3 exons. The coding region runs from base 1 to 951 and encodes 316 amino acids.
AUGGACUACGUGAAUAAGACGGCAGAAACCACGAUCCCGCUGAUACAUGAAUCCACGAUCAACGCGUUUAUACCUCUUCUGGAGAAGAACCGAGAGUACAUAGAGAAGAUCCCAAGGAAGACGUUUCAGUACGGCCCAACCGCAAGACAUCAGCUCGAUGUUUACUACCCCAUCAGCAAUGCCUCCAAAGCACCCAUCUUGUUCUUUGUAUACGGCGGCGGGUUCUCCAUGGGCAAUCGCGUCUUCCCCGAGCCGCAGUCCCUUGGCUACCCCUGCCUCGGAGCCUACUUCGCUCACAGAGGUUUCGUCACCAUCAUCGCCGACUAUCGACUGGUCCCGAACGUCAAGUUUCCAGGUCCCAUAAAAGACUUGCGGGACGCCUUCCUCUGGAUCUUCGACGACAAGCCCGAGGUGCGCCUCGUGGGUCACCCGGCGCCCGAUGUCGACAACGCCUGCAUCAUGGCCCAUUCAGCCGGGGCCACAUACAUCAGCACUCUUCUCCUCCACCCAGCGAUCCUCUCGCCGUCCGUGCGACCUGGGUUCCUAGCCCGAAUUAAGAAGGUUGUGCUGAAUGCAGGCGCGUAUCACUUCCGCGGUGCCUUCGCGGCCGAUCCGGUAGUCCUUGAGCAAUUAUACGGCAGCCCCGCGGAAAUUCGUGAAAAGGAGCCACUCACCCUCCUCGAGACCGCGUCCACUGAUAUUAUUAAGAGUCUACCGGACAUCUUGAUGAUUCGCGGCGAAAAGGAGCCACAGGCUAUAAUCGACGCAAACGAGGAUUUCAGGAAGGAACUGGAGAAGCACCUAAAGGAGGCUGGCGGUGGAAGAAGCGGGCAGACUGAGGUAAAACUGCUCGUCAACGUAGGUCACAAUCAUAUCAGUUGCCAUUGGGCCCUGUCGUCUGGUGAAGGAGAGGCAUGGGCUGAGGAAGUCAUCAAGUUCCUGAAAGGGUGA